This is a messenger RNA of Myotis lucifugus (little brown bat), 589 nucleotides long. RefSeq names its product ribosomal protein S23 (gene RPS23). Gene Ontology annotation, molecular function: structural constituent of ribosome. The record is from RefSeq and is a predicted model, not a curated record. Gene Ontology annotation, biological process: translation. Gene Ontology annotation, cellular component: cytosolic small ribosomal subunit; ribosome. NCBI's taxonomy places the organism in Eukaryota, Metazoa, Chordata, Mammalia, Chiroptera, Vespertilionidae. Bases 110 to 541 code for a protein of 143 amino acids. The transcript is spliced from 4 exons.
GCGCAGACAGCCGCAGGGGUCCUUGGCGGGGCGGGGCCUGCUCGCGGGGGCUUGCGGCUCCUUCCCGUGCAGCCUCUCUCUUUCGCUCAGGUCCCGUGGCGCCAGCAGGAUGGGCAAGUGUCGCGGUCUUCGCACGGCCCGGAAGCUGCGGAGCCACCGGCGGGACCAGAAGUGGCAUGACAAGCAGUACAAGAAGGCCCACCUGGGCACGGCGCUGAAGGCCAACCCUUUCGGGGGCGCGUCCCAUGCGAAGGGGAUUGUGCUGGAAAAAGUGGGGGUUGAAGCCAAACAGCCCAAUUCUGCCAUCAGGAAGUGUGUCAGGGUCCAGCUGAUCAAGAACGGCAAAAAAAUCACAGCCUUUGUACCCAAUGAUGGUUGUUUGAAUUUUAUUGAGGAAAAUGACGAAGUUCUGGUUGCUGGAUUUGGUCGCAAAGGUCAUGCUGUUGGUGACAUUCCUGGAGUUCGCUUUAAGGUUGUCAAAGUAGCCAAUGUGUCUCUUUUGGCCUUAUACAAAGGCAAGAAGGAAAGACCAAGAUCCUAAGUUCUGAUGGUGAAAUCACAGUAGUAAUAAAUUUUCAUAUGCCUAAAA